Prorocentrum cordatum is the source of this 1778-nucleotide messenger RNA. NCBI's taxonomy places the organism in Eukaryota, Dinophyceae, Prorocentrales, Prorocentraceae. The record is from the annotation of a GenBank genome assembly.
AGCGGUUUUGGCUCAGGCCGCACCCAGGAGACAUGAUGCUUACAUUCUUCCUCGCUUUCUAUUCCGCGGUACACGCCCACAUGGUUGGCAAGCGGGGGCCGGAAAGUAAUGCUGCACAUUGUCGGGACACGAGGGCCAAGGCAAAAGCAAAGGCUUUGGCGACAUCUGCACGCGGAUCGCGUGAUCUGGGCAGUCUGUUCGCUGCCUCGGCCACGGCGGCGGCCCCCAACGAGUCUGAGGACGCACCGGCUGCCGGGUGCGAGGGCGGCGGCGGCGCUGUGGGUUCGGAUCUCGAGGCAAGGCCAGCAGCCGAGCUUGGGCAACAAUCCCGGCGACCCGCUGGCCGAGGCCAUCGGGGGCCAGGGAGCAAUGCAGAACAUUGCCGGGAAACGAGGGCAAAAGCAAAAGCAAAGGCUUUCGCAGCAUCCGCCGCCGGCUCGCGUAAUCUGGGCAGUAUGUUCGCUGCCUCAGCCAGGGCGGGGGCCGGCGGCGCCGUUCGCGUGGAUUCCUCGGCGGUGCAUUCUCGUGGACCCGUGGCGGCGGCCCCUCGGGAUGGCGCUUCUGAACUUGAUGUGGUCUCUUCGCGCGGGGGCGGCCCUGACGCGGCUCACGCCGCGCCUCCGGCCAGGGGCGAAGAUGGCGAAGCUGCCCCGGACGUCGCAGGGCAGGCGGCCGCGCUGGACGCGCAGCCAGAACGCAUGGUUCGCGGCGGCGCUUUGUCUAAGCACGACGAACGCAAUGCUCGUCGUCGGGCGGGCUACCUGGCGCGGGCGGCCGCAGAGAAUGCCGCGAAGCGAGGCCGCUACGACUCGGCUGCCCGGAGCCAGCGCCACCGCGAUACCUACGACCCCGACGCUCGCAGGCAGCAUUAUCUCGAGAACGAGCAGGAAGCGAGGGCGGAAUCCUACGACCCAGUUGCACGCCGGCAGCAGCACCUCGACAACUACGACUCCGAUGCCCGCCGCCAGCAGCACCUCGACAACUACGACUCCGAUGCCCGCCGCCAGCAGCACCUCGACAACUACGACUCCGAUGCCCGCCGCCAGCAGCACCUCGACAACUACGACUCCGAUGCCCGUCGCCAGCAUUAUCUCGAGAACGAGCAGGAAGCGAGGGCGGAAUCCUACGACCCAGAUGCACGCCGGCAGCAGCACCUCGACAACUACGACUCCGAUGCCCGCCGCCAGCAGCACCUCGACAACUACGACUCCGAUGCCCGCCGCCAGCAGCACCUCGACAACUACGACUCCGAUGCCCGCCGCCAGCAGCACCUCGACAACUACGACUCCGAUGCCCGCCGGCAGCAGUAUCUCGAUAACGCGAACGCGGAGAAGGACGCCAGGAAGGCGCGCUACAAACAGGACCCCCAGCCCGAGCGGGACCGCAAUCAGGAGCGCUAUCGGGAGAAGGUGGCGAUGAAGAAGGUCGCGCAAGCCAUCGCUGGCGCCCAGCGGCAGGCCGAAGUCCAGCGCACUUGGGCGUGGGCGCAAGACAACCAGUUGCCGCCAGCAUUCGCUUGCUUGGAGGACGCCGAGUGCUCCUCCUGGCUGCGCGAGCUGUAUGGCUUCUUCGACGAUGCCCCCGUGCUCACGUGCUCUUCUUGCAAUGAAAGAUGGUUCCAGGUGCCCGACAUUGUUACUGGAUACGGAUGGUCGACAAAAUCAUCCAAAGUACUCGGCUCGCCAGCCGGCGGCCCCUCCUUCUUCCCUGCCGACGAUGGCGACGGAUCCUACGUCCACGCCUCAGAGACCGCGGGGCGCGAGCGGAUGCUUCCCCGA